AUGUUCGAUGAAUAUAUUAAAAAGUUUAACAAAACUUACAAAAACAAUACAGCUGAAUACGAGACUAGAUAUCGUUAUUUCGUGGAUUCUGUGAGAGAAAUAGAACAACUAAACUCUGAGGCGAGAGGCCCUGACCAGCACAGGGCUCGAUACGGGCUUACCAGAUUAUCAGAUUUGUCCAAAGCUGAGUAUAGGGACAUACAUCUUUCUGAUGAGCAACCUCACAAAAGAAGAGGUGACAGAACUAAGUAUGAAUACAAGAAAAAAAUUACACCGGGCAUUGUGGACGACAUUGACGUUCCUGAGAGUGACAAUUCCUCUGGCAAUGCUGCUCAUACCAACAUAUACAUAAGUAUUAGAACACGAAGGGCUACACUGCCUUUACAAGUUGAUUGGAGGACCAAGGGCGUGGUUGGGCCAGUGAGAGACCAGGGUCUGUGCGGGGCCUGCUGGGCUUUCAGCACGGUGGGAAUAAUCGAGACCAUGGCCGCGAUGAGCAGCGGGACGCUCCGACCUCUCAGCGUGCAGGAGGCCAUAGACUGUGCGGGCCUAGGCAACAGCGGGUGCGAGGGUGGCGACAUUUGUCUCCUCCUCGACUGGCUGAUGAUGACGAACACUCCCGUGCAGUCGGACAAGGACUACCCGCUGAAGCUCAAAGACGGCACGUGCAAGGCGAACACCAGCUCGGUUGGAGUUCGAGUGAACAGCUUCACGUGCAAUGAUUACGUGGACGCCGAGGACAAGAUCCUCGAGGCAAUUGCCACUCACGGGCCGGUCACUGUCGCUGUGAACGCCCUCACCUGGCAGAACUACCUGGGCGGGGUCAUUCAGUAUCACUGCAGCGGCCUGGCCCGCGACCUUAACCACGCGGUGCAGUUGGUCGGUUACGACCUCUCCGCCGACGUGCCCCACUACAUAGUGAAGAACUCUUGGGGCACGGCGUUCGGCAAUGGCGGCUACCUGAACCUGGCGAUCGGCUCAAACGUCUGCGGCCUCGCCAACGAGGUGGCCUCAGUGGACGUCAAG
Messenger RNA from Iphiclides podalirius (scarce swallowtail), 1026 nucleotides. Lineage: Eukaryota; Metazoa; Arthropoda; Insecta; Lepidoptera; Papilionidae. The record is from the annotation of a GenBank genome assembly.